Molecule: messenger RNA, 2385 nt
Organism: Lepus europaeus (European hare)
Lineage: Eukaryota; Metazoa; Chordata; Mammalia; Lagomorpha; Leporidae
Product: ATP-binding cassette sub-family E member 1-like
Exons: 1
Coding region: 121-1920 (599 amino acids)
Biological process (GO): ribosomal subunit export from nucleus; translational initiation; translational termination
Molecular function (GO): ATP binding; ribosomal small subunit binding; iron ion binding
Source: RefSeq, a predicted model, not a curated record
GGCCAUAGGAACACGCCGUGUGGCUGAGAAGUGGAAGCAGGCGCUCGCUCGGCCCCUGCGCUCCCCUCUACAGGGGGAUCAUUUUCUCCAGAAGCUGGAUAUUCUUAAUUUCUUACAACUAUGGCGGACAAAUUAACGAGAAUUGCUAUUGUCAACCAUGACAAGUGUAAACCUAAGAAAUGUCGACAAGAGUGCAAAAAGAGUUGCCCUGUGGUUCGAAUGGGAAAAUUAUGCAUAGAGGUUACACCCCAGAGCAAAAUAGCAUGGAUUUCUGAAACUCUUUGUAUUGGUUGUGGUAUUUGUAUUAAGAAAUGCCCCUUUGGCGCCUUAUCAAUUGUCAAUUUACCAAGCAACUUGGAAAAAGAAACAACACAUCGGUAUUGUGCCAAUGCCUUCAAACUUCACAGGUUACCUAUCCCUCGUCCAGGUGAAGUUUUGGGAUUAGUUGGAACUAAUGGUAUUGGAAAGUCAACUGCUUUAAAAAUUUUAGCAGGGAAGCAAAAGCCAAACCUUGGAAAGUAUGAUGAUCCUCCUGACUGGCAAGAAAUUUUGACUUAUUUCCGCGGCUCUGAGUUACAGAAUUACUUUACCAAGAUUCUGGAAGAUGACCUGAAAGCCAUUAUCAAACCUCAGUAUGUAGAUCAGAUUCCAAAGGCUGCAAAGGGAACAGUGGGGUCUAUUUUGGACAGAAAGGAUGAAACAAAGACACAGGCAAUUGUAUGUCAACAGCUUGAUUUAACCCACCUAAAAGAACGAAAUGUUGAAGAUCUUUCAGGAGGAGAAUUGCAGAGAUUUGCUUGUGCUGUUGUUUGCAUACAGAAAGCCGAUAUUUUCAUGUUUGAUGAACCUGCUAGUUACUUAGAUGUCAAGCAGCGAUUAAAGGCUGCUAUUACUAUACGAUCUUUAAUAAACCCAGAUAGGUACAUCAUUGUGGUGGAGCAUGAUCUAAGUGUAUUAGACUAUCUCUCUGACUUCAUCUGCUGUUUAUAUGGUGUACCAAGCGCUUAUGGUGUUGUAACUAUGCCUUUUAGUGUUAGAGAAGGCAUAAACAUUUUCUUGAAUGGCUACGUUCCAACAGAAAACUUGAGAUUCAGAGAUGCAUCGCUUGUUUUUAAAGUGGCUGAGACAGCAAAUGAAGAAGAAGUUAAAAAGAUGUGUAUGUAUAAAUAUCCGGGGAUGAAGAAAAAGAUGGGAGAGUUUGAGCUAGCAAUUGUAGCUGGAGAGUUCACGGAUUCUGAAAUCAUGGUGAUGCUUGGGGAAAAUGGUACAGGCAAAACGACAUUCAUCAGAAUGCUUGCUGGAAGGCUUAAACCUGAUGAAGGAGGAGAAGUGCCAGUUCUAAAUGUCGGUUAUAAGCCACAAAAGAUCAGUCCCACAUCAACUGGAAGUGUUCGCCAGUUAUUACAUGAAAAGAUAAGAGAUGCUUGCACUCAUCCGCAGUUUGUGACUGAUGUAAUGAAGCCUCUGCAGAUUGAAAACAUCAUUGAUCAAGAGGUACAAACAUUAUCUGGAGGAGAACUACAGCGAGUAGCUUUAGCUCUUUGCUUGGGCAAACCUGCUGAUGUCUAUUUAAUUGAUGAGCCAUCUGCAUAUUUGGAUUCUGAGCAAAGAUUGAUGGCAGCUCGAGUUGUCAAACGUUUCAUACUCCAUGCGAAGAAGACAGCCUUUGUUGUGGAACAUGACUUCAUCAUGGCCACCUAUCUAGCAGAUCGAGUCAUCGUUUUUGAUGGUGUCCCAUCUAAGAACACUGUUGCAAAUAGUCCUCAAACCCUUUUGGCCGGCAUGAAUAAAUUUUUGUCUCAGCUUGAAAUUACAUUCAGAAGAGAUCCAAACAACUACAGACCACGAAUAAACAAACUCAACUCAAUUAAGGAUGUAGAACAGAAGAAGAGUGGAAACUACUUUUUCUUGGAUGAUUAGACUGAAUCUGAGGAAAUCAAUAAGCCAUUUACUAAAAGAAACAUUGACUGGGAUUUUUGUCAUAUAAAACUUUAAUCAGGUUUUAUGCCCCCACAUACUUUGGAACUUGAAGUAUAAUUAAUAUACAUCAAAAGCCAGUUGUGUUGUAAAUUGUAGUCUGAACACAGAAAAUGCCACUUUCCUGGAAAAGUUCAUAAGGCACUUUUGUGCAUAUUCUAAAAUGAAGACAUUUCAAGCUACACAAAUUACCUCCAAGUUUUCAUGAUGUAUGGGAAGAUUUUCAAUAGUGUAAUAUAUUCAUGUACCAAAUGCUGACCAGUGUGUGCCCCCUUUAGAAAAAUCUUGAAAUUACUUUCUGUGCUUACCUGCUUUGCCAAGUAUGCCAGUAUAAUGAAAUUUCCUUUAUUUUAUAAGCUGGUCAAAGACCCCAUUGAUGAUAUUUGAUAAAUAAACCUGAGGAUUAUA